Molecule: messenger RNA, 1110 nt
Organism: Thalassophryne amazonica
Lineage: Eukaryota; Metazoa; Chordata; Actinopteri; Batrachoidiformes; Batrachoididae
Gene: gsc
Product: goosecoid
Exons: 3
Coding region: 139-864 (241 amino acids)
Biological process (GO): regulation of transcription by RNA polymerase II
Cellular component (GO): nucleus
Molecular function (GO): RNA polymerase II cis-regulatory region sequence-specific DNA binding; DNA-binding transcription factor activity, RNA polymerase II-specific
Source: RefSeq, a predicted model, not a curated record
AGGAAGCACGGGCGCUGUCCUCGCCAUGACGCAUUUUUAACGAGUUCCCUCCCCACGGAUCUGAGUCCGCCUUCUCUCAGUCCACGUCCGACGCCACCGUUAACCGUUAGAGAGCCGUUAGUGAGCGCGCGGUGUGAGAUGCCCGCCGGGAUGUUCAGCAUCGACAGCAUCCUGUCCGCUCGGCCGAGCUGCAAGGAGCCGCUGCUGCUGCACCGGAGCGGCCCGGUGGUUCUGCCCGCCGGCCUCACGGACUCUCUGUACGCCGACUACAGCGGACUCUACUCGUCCACGUGCGGCCCCUCCGCCGCCGGGGUCCAGCCUCUGGGCGGCACCGCCAUCGGAUAUAACGGCUACUACUACGGCCAGCUGCACGUGCAGCGGGCGGGCGGGGGGCCGCCGUGCUGCGGCUCGGUGCCCGGCCUGAGCCCGCAGCAGUGCCCGUGCAUCCCGGCAGGCUACGACGGUCCGGGCUCGGUGCUGAUCUCUCCGGUUCCGCAUCAGAUGGUGUCCUACAUGAACAUGGGCGGCCUGUCGCACACCGAGCUGCAGCUGCUCAACCAGCUGCACUGCCGCCGGAAGCGGAGGCACCGGACCAUCUUCACGGACGAGCAGCUGGAGGCGCUGGAAGGCCUCUUCCAGGAGACCAAGUACCCGGACGUGGGCACGCGGGAGCAGCUGGCUCGCAAGGUGCACCUCCGCGAGGAGAAGGUGGAGGUGUGGUUCAAAAACAGACGCGCUAAGUGGAGGAGACAGAAAAGAUCUUCGUCGGAGGAGUCGGAGAAUUCUCAGAAAUGGAACAAAGCCACCAAAGCGUCCGUGGAGAAAAGUGAGCAGACCAAAAGUGACGUGGAAUCGGACUCGUGAUGGCCCACGCGCGGCACGGGCCAUGUUGCACAGAUGUAAAUAUACAUGUUGUUGUUGUUGUUCGCUAUUUAUGUUUAAUUUAACUGGUUUCAGAUGUUACACGCCUUUGAUGUCUGAAUAUAUAUGUGAUAUUUUUUAAUCAUAUGUAAGUUCUUCAAUGUAAAGUCGCUGCAGACGUUUUUACUUUCUCAAAGAUAAGAAAACCUACUUAAAAUGACUGAAUAUACAUUAAAUAUAAAUCAAACA